AUGGGCGACCACCACACCCUCGCCAGGGGCACCUUCAGGGCGUACGAGAUCCUCCACGACAAGAGCGUCCGCAUCGCCAACAAGCACGGGCGCGGCGGCCAGUCGCAGAACCGCUUCGCCAGGCUCGCCGAGGAGUCCCGCGUGCAGCACCUGAACAUCGUAUUCGACCGCAUGGCCGAGGCCUUCUUCGACGGCGAGGGGCGCUGCCUGGUCGAGCAGAUCGUGGUGGCCGGCCCCGGGCCCAUGAAGCAGCAGCUGCUCGAGCACCUGCCCGACAGGUGGGCGGAGGCCGUGGACCAGAACCCCGUGACCGUGGACCACACGGGCGUCCUCGGGAUGCACGAGCUCGUCCAGCUCCUGGAGGAGAGGUGCGCCACGGUGUCCAAGGUGGAGCAGCAGAGGCAGAGGCAGAGGAUGCGCAAGGAGGACCGGAAGGACCAGAAGGGGCAGCAGCGGGGCGGCGGACGGAAGGAGCGCCAGGAUGAGGCCAAGGAGAGAAGGAAGAGGGAGGAGGAGGAGGAGCGGCGCAGGGAGGAGCGCGAGAGGGCGCUGCAGGAGCAUCUCGAGCGGCGCAAGGGCAAAGGCAAGAAAUAUCAGAACUGA
This is a messenger RNA of Penaeus indicus, 603 nucleotides long. RefSeq lists its product as uncharacterized. The record is from RefSeq and is a predicted model, not a curated record. The transcript has a single exon. Gene Ontology annotation, cellular component: translation release factor complex; cytosol. The coding region runs from base 1 to 603 and encodes 200 amino acids. Gene Ontology annotation, molecular function: sequence-specific mRNA binding; translation release factor activity, codon specific. Gene Ontology annotation, biological process: translational termination. NCBI's taxonomy places the organism in Eukaryota, Metazoa, Arthropoda, Malacostraca, Decapoda, Penaeidae.